Messenger RNA from Durusdinium trenchii, 519 nucleotides. The record is from the annotation of a GenBank genome assembly. NCBI's taxonomy places the organism in Eukaryota, Dinophyceae, Suessiales, Symbiodiniaceae.
AUGUUUUUGCUGUGUUGCUUGUUGUGUUUUCUCGGGAUGCGAUGGGAGACACAAGCAGCUGAAGAAGCUAAAGAAACUGAACAAACUAGAGAAGCUGAAGAAGCUGAAGAAGGUGGAGAAGCUGAAGACGAGGCCUACGGCGAGGAAUGGCAGGAUUGGGAGGAUGAUUGGGAAGGAGAAGGAGCAGAGUCCGAGGCGGAUGGAGAAGAGUGGCAGGAGUACGAGGGAGAGUUCGCAGCGGCGGAGGUCAACGGGAACUACGGCUGCAGAGUUCAAACAGGGCUGGAGGUGCACAAUGCUAGCGCGGAGGAAGAGAGCCACAGCGGAGCAUCUACCGCGACGAUUUUUGGAUCCGGAGCUGGUGGAGAGACGCCAGGUGGAGCUCGCAUCGUUGUGCGCAAUCACAGCUACAAGCAGCUAGCUGGCAAGGUGCUUGGAGAUGCGGAUGCCUUGAUGGCGCCGAUCCACAGUCGUUCAGCAGCAGGAAAUUUGCAUGUCAGAGCUGGCUUACAAAAAUAG